CCUUCAGCUUAAACAAUAAACAAAUUUCCCGUGCAACGAUAAGGAUGUUCUAAAUUUAUCAAGUGAAAAUUCAAAAAAAUAGUAAACAGAAAACUUCCAAUAAAAAAUGCCGAAACGCAACCGUGAAACGAUGAGCAUCCACCUCGGACAGGCCGGUGUGCAGAUGGGUGAAGCAAUCUGGACCCAGUACGGUCUGGAGCACGGCAUUGGAAUGGAUGGCCAACGGAUGGCAGAGAUGGCGGACGGAUGCGACACACAGUUCCAUGAGUGUCCUGCAUUUUAUUCCGAGAACGGUGAAGGGCGCUACGUCCCGCGGGCCGUCUUCAUCGACACGGAACCGAUGGUGAUUGACCAACUGCAGGCGGCUGAGAUCGGUGAACUGUUUAACCCGGACUAUCUCGUCCGCGGUAAGGAAGAUGCGGCCAACAACUAUGCCCGCGGAUACUACAGCCUAUCCCACCGCACGCUUGUCGGAGCACUCGAAGCCAUUCGGCAAAUGGCGGAGGACGCGGACAACUUACAGGGCAUGCUGCUGUACCACUCGUUUGGAGGAGGCACGGGUUCCGGCGUGACGGCACAUCUGCUUCAGCAGCUAGAGGAAGAGUUCCCGCGGAAGACUCGCCUCUCGUUUUCCGUCUAUCCUUCCCCUUACCUGUGCACGAGCGUCGUCGAACCGUACAACACCGUGCUGAUGACGCACCGCAGCAUGAACAGCAUGGAGUGUUCGUUUAUGAUGGACAACCAAGCGAUCUACAGCAUUUGCAGUUCCAGGCUUGCUAUCGAACGGCCCAGCUAUGCGAACCUUAAUCAACUGAUCGGUCAGGUUGUUUCCGGUGUGACGGCCUCGCUACGCUUCGGGGGCGAUCUCAACGUAGACAUGAGCGAGUUCCAAACCAAUCUCGUCCCUUACCCAAGGCUACACUUUCCACUGAUUUCUUUCGCACCCAUCAUUACCUGUGAAAAUGUUAACCAUGAAAAUCAUGAUAUCGGUGCAAUGACGAGGCAGCUGUUCGAACCCGCCUGCCAGAUGGUCCGGUGCGGGUCGCCCAGACGGGGCAAAUACAUGGCCUGCUGCCUGCUCUACCGAGGGCACAUACUGCCGAAAGACAUUAACGAAGCCAUUGCAAGUAUCAAGGCCACGCGCAGUGUGCGGUUCGUCGAUUGGUGUCCCACCGGGUUCAAGAUUGGCAUUAACGCGAUGCCUCCGAAAAUGGCCCCCAAUGGCGAUCUAGCGCCGGUCCGACGGUGCGUAACGAUGCUCGCCUCCACUACCGCCAUCUCGGACGCGUGGAGCAACAUCGACGAGAAGUUCGACACCAUGUACCGGAAGCGUGCGUUCGUGCACUGGUUCGUCGGGGAGGGCAUGGAGAUGCAGGAGUUUAGUGAGGCUCGCGAAAAUCUCGCCUGUCUCGAGAUGGACUAUCGGGAGGCAGAUAGUGGAGUGUCCAGUGACGCGUCUGAAUUUUAGCAAAUCAAGCAAAUCAAACAAUUUCGUUUCGGAAAAGAUAAAAAUGGCAACAAACGCACACACACACACGCGCACGGUUUUCGUCAACUAUAUUCACUAAGUAAGAUAUAUGUACUAAUAUUUGCGUUUAGAGGGCGUGUUUGGGCGUUCUGACGCGCACGCAUUUAAUCGUUUCGCAUGAUUAAUGGUGGUAUUAGUUAUAAGAUGCAAAUGGCGCUUGUUUUUUGUUUUCUUUUUUUUUUGAGGAGGACUACGCGUCCUCUACCAAUAAUUUGCGACCAUCAUUCAUUCAACCGCGGUCGGCUUUCUAAUUGUUGCAGCUUCUACACAUGUUAGCCAACGGCGGCAUCCAGUACCGGUCCACGGUGAGAAGUUUCGCAACGUUCUUUGCUCAAAGGUAGCCUCCUUGUUUGCCUCCUUGCCUUCGGAGCAAGUGACGCAUGGCGCGCAUCAACCUGAAUGAUUAAAACUAAAAAAAAACCAAUAGAACACAUGCUGUUUGUGCCUAGCUCCUCAGCUCGGUAGCCUGCCUAAUGAUCACAACACGCAACUAGACGAUCAAAGCGGCUUGGUUAUUGCGCUCGUGC
Messenger RNA from Anopheles merus, 2055 nucleotides. Its product is annotated as tubulin alpha-3 chain-like. Gene Ontology annotation, cellular component: cytoplasm; microtubule. The record is from RefSeq and is a predicted model, not a curated record. The transcript is spliced from 7 exons. Lineage: Eukaryota; Metazoa; Arthropoda; Insecta; Diptera; Culicidae. The coding region runs from base 107 to 1468 and encodes 453 amino acids. Gene Ontology annotation, molecular function: GTP binding; structural constituent of cytoskeleton. Gene Ontology annotation, biological process: microtubule cytoskeleton organization; mitotic cell cycle.